AUGCCGUUGAUUCGCAUCGAAGUAUGCGACUUCAAGUCAUACAGGGGCCAUCAAACCAUCGGACCAUUUCGCAACUUUACCUCAGUUAUCGGGCCCAAUGGAGCCGGGAAAUCCAACCUUAUGGACGCCAUCUCAUUUGUACUGGGCGUUAAGAGCGCCCAGCUGCGGAGCAGUCAGCUAAAGGACUUGGUGUACCGCGGGAGGAGGCUGGCUCGCGGCGGUGUGGACGGUCAGGAUGCGUCCUACAUCAGCCAAAGCGGUCAGGACGAAGAAGGGGACGAGGAAGGAGAGGGCGAAGGCACCGCAAAGACCGCCUGGGUCCUCGCUGUCUUCGAGGACUCUGCGAAGAAGGAAUGGCGGUUUCAGCGAACGAUAUCCACGACCGGUGCCUCUGAAUACAAACUAAAUGGCAAAGUCGUGACCUACGCCGCCUACAACGCCGCGCUGCAGUCGCACAACAUCCUCGUCAAGGCGAAGAACUUCCUCGUCUUCCAGGGCGACGUCGAGGCCGUCGCGUCGCAGUCGCCUAAGGAGCUUACGCGGCUGAUAGAGCAGAUCAGCGGAUCGCUCGAGCUCGCGGGCGAGUACGAGAAAGCGAAGGAGGCGCAGGAGCGUGCAACGGAGAACGCCACGUUCAACUUUACCAAGCGCCGCGGCAUCGCGGGUGAGAUCAAGCAGUACAAGGAGCAGAAGUCCGAGGCAGACCGUUUCGAGGCGAUGUGCCAGGAGCGAGAUCAACUCUUGCUGCACCGUAUACUGUGGAGGCUGUUCCACAUAGAGGAAGGCUUGGAGCAACACGCUCGGGAGAUCAACGCGCAGAGCCGUACUCUCGAGGGACUGCGGGAGGAACAACGAGAACACGACGAAGAGCUCGACGCUGCCCGGGCGGAGCAGGCGAAGGCCAGAUCCAACGUCAUGCAGAAAGAGAAGAGGAUCAAGAAGGCGGAGAAGGGGCUCGAGGCUAAAAAACCGGACCUCGUGGCUGUUGAGGGCCAGAUUGCGCAUUCCGCAAGGAAACUGAGGAACGCGCAGAAUAUCCGAGAACAGGUCGCGAAGGAAGAGCAUAAGCAGCAGGAGAAGCUCACCCAGCUGCAGAAGGAAUUGGCUGAAGUGAGGAAAUUGGCUGAUGCUGCGCAAGAGGCGCAGAGAAGAGCUUCGCAGAACAACUUCUCGUUGAGUAAGGAAAGUCUCCAAGAAUACAAUCGGCUGAAAGCCGAAGCAAGCAUUCUGGCCGUGGACGAACGGCAGGCUUUGGAUACAUUGGGCCGGGAACUCAAGACCGUAAAGCGGACACUGGCUCAGGUGAAGGACAAGUACGAACAGCUAGAGCAGAAGAAAGAGAAAUUGACCGAGGAGUCAAAGUCGCAAAAUUCCAAGAAGUCGGAGCUGGAAGAAAGAAUUUCGUCGCUGCAGAGCGACUUGUCCGCUGCCAAGCAGGAGCUGGACAACCAGCAGUCAGAGCGGACGAGGAUCAGUCAACUAGAGACAGAACUUAACGAGAAGCUCGCAGAAGUAUAUCAGAAGAUUCUGCAGGCGGGGAUGGACCAGCGUGAGUCCGAGCGGGAGAUGAAGCUGAAGGAAGUUCUUACUGGUUUGCAGCGGAUCUUCCCAGGCGUCCGUGGCCGAGUUGUCGACUUAUGCAAACCCUCGGCACGGAAAUACGAGACCGCUGUGUCCGUCAUCCUCGGUAGGAACAUCGAUGCUGUCGUCGUCGACGAAGAGAAGACGGCCAUCGAUUGCAUCGAGUAUAUGCGCAACCAACGAGCCGGCCAGGCGACAUUCAUCCCACUCGACACAAUCCAGGUCAAGCCAGUCAAUGAUAAAUUCCGCUCCUUCGCCAGCAAAGGAGCCAGGCUCGCCAUUGAUGUAAUCGAGUACGAACCCGCGGUGGAAAGGGCAAUCCAUCACGCUUGCGGGAAUGCCUUAGUAUGUGAUACAAUGGACGUGGCUCGAUACGUGUGUUACGAGAAGGGUCAAGAGGUCAAAGCGGUGACUUUGGAAGGUACUAUCAUCCAUAAGAGCGGGUUAAUUACCGGUGGCCGCAGUACACAUGGUACUGGGAAAAAGUGGGAGGAAAAGGAUGUGCAAGGGUUGCAGCGUGUCCGUGACUCGCUCCUAUCCCAGUUGCGCGAAUUGGCCAAGAAUAAGCCCAGAGGUAAAACCGACGACACUUUGAUAGCUGAGAUCACAAGGCUGGAGAAUGCCCUCACUGUCGCCAAGGACGACCUGAGUGCCUGCAAGCUGCGACUAAACGGCAUCCGGGACGAGCUGAAACACGUUACACAAGAGCUGAAGAAGACCACUCCUGAAUUAAACAAGACUCAAGCUCAGCAUGAUUCCUUGGAAGAGAAAAUCAUAGAGCUGUCGUUCGUCGUCAAUGCAGCGGAGGACGGGGUUUUUGCAGUGUUCUGCCGUCAAAUCGGAGUCUCCAACAUUAGAGAAUACGAAGAACGACAGCUCAAGCUCACACAGGAGGAACUUGAGGCCCGUAACCGGUACGAGACCCAAAUAGCGAGAUUAGGCCAUCAGUCUCAGUUCGAGGAAGAGCAAUUGAAGGCGACAAGGGAAAGGCUUGCUACCUUGGAUGCUACCAUUCGCAACGAAGAGGUCAACUUGGUCAGGCUUGAGGCUUCGAAGGCAUCAAUACUGGAGGAGCUUAGCGAAGCCGAGUCUAGCAUAGCGUCACUCCAGGAAGAACUACAAGCUCUGAACGAAUCAUUGGAGGAGAAAACGAAGGUUGUGGACCGAGUGAAACGGACAGCUUCGAAGGCCACGAAGGCUCUGGAGCAGACCCUCAAAGAAAUUGCAUCUCACAAUGAUGAGAUCGAGAAAUUAGGAUUGGAACGAUCGGCGAUAUACCGCAAGUGUCGCCUCGAGAACGUGAACUUGCCCCUGCGGGAGGGAAACCUCAAAAAUGUACCUAUGGAGGAAAAUUUGCGGGAAGAAGUGGCUAUGGAUGUCGACGAGGAAGGCGGUGUGGAACGACCUAAGCGAGUGCCUGACUACGGUCUUGAAGUUGACUUCGAAAUCCUUGACGAAGAUGAGCGAGAAGAUGGGUCUGCCGACAAAGGCACAGAAUUGGAGGACGCGAUAUCCAAGCUCAACGAGGACAUUGAACGGAUGGCCCCCAACUUGAAGGCUGUGGACAGGCUGGAAGACGUUGAGUCGAAGUUGCUCGAGACAGAGAAGGAAGCGGAUAAGUCAAGAAAGGAGUCCAAGACAGCUCGCGAUCAGUUCAACGACGUCAAGAAGCGACGCUGUGAAUUAUUCAACAAAGCCUACAACCACAUCUCCGAAUGCAUUGAUCAAGUUUACAAGGACUUGACCAAGGGAAAAGCAGCUCCCAUGGGUGGGGUGGCAUAUCUGAGUUUGGAAGAUAGCGAGGAGCCCUAUCUAGGCGGCGUCAAGUAUCACGCUAUGCCUCCCAUGAAACGUUUCCGAGACAUGGAGCAGUUGUCUGGAGGUGAAAAGACCGUAGCUGCCUUGGCUCUUCUCUUCGCAAUUCAUAGUUAUCAACCUUCUCCUUUCUUCGUCCUCGAUGAAGUCGACGCUGCAUUGGACAACACGAAUGUUGCCAAAGUCGCCAACUAUAUCCGUUCUCAUGCUUCCGACACUUUCCAGUUUAUCGUGAUCAGUCUCAAGGGAUCCUUAUACGAGAGGGGCCAUUCUUUGGUCGGAAUAUACCGGGAUCAGGAUGUGAACAGUUCUCGCACUCUGACGUUAGACUUGACGCAAUACGAUGACUGAUGCUGGCUCUGCCCGGCUUGCAGAUAAGAUUCGCACCCAUUUAGUCCGUCCAGUGCAGGGUAUGCUCCAUGUAGCUUUAGUAUCAUAUAUCAGUAUAAUAUGUAUCGCAGAUGUGCCUUCGGUGUACGAUUGCGGGGAAUGAUAAAGGGUACAAAACGGUGAUAGCGAACGAGUGAGUGACUAGGACUGGUACACAUUAGACGAUAAGCGAGAAAAGAUGCAACGUCAAGACAUAAAUAACAACAUAAUCAAGUCGAACUCAAGGAGCAUAAAAAGUGUCGUAUGGUACCUUAGAUAUGCACAGAUCUAUGACAAGCCAGCCUGUUCGCCGAAUGUGGUUUCGCUUGCUUGUCGGAUGACCUGAGGACGUAGAUGACGAGCGGCAGCUGCUGAAAACGGAUCCUCUUCUUGGUGAUGAGGGGUGUCGGCAAAAUAGGACUGAAUUAUUGACAUAUGUCCCGGAGUUGACUGCAAGGUCGGGGGAGAGGGGAAGUCCGACAGCCCAGACAUCCGCGAGGUGCUUGAAGUACUUGUCAUGUAACUGGAACGAGUGACAGCCGAAUUAGGAAGUGCUAAGCUAGAAUGAGAGACAACCCUUUGCGUAGAGUCUGCGUUCCCCGAGAUAGGAUGUUCCUGCAUAGGGUCUCCGGCUUCACCGUCUAUCAACGACAGAUGUGCUGAUACGCGAUGAUCACUAGACACUGCGGGCGGCGUGGAGACUGCUUCGAUAACACCUAAGCGGAAUUGUGUGGUAUGGCCACCAUCCGACGAAGGUUCCAGGAUCGAGGAAGCGCGAGAUGAUUCCACAUCUUCAGGUAUGUUUAAGGCCGGCUCCAGAGUUGAUAAAUCGCCCCGGUCACUUGGUAGCCGCAGGGGUAACGUAGUGGUGUUGGGGGAAUAAGUGCUGGAACCAGCGUCGUUCUCCCGCCUGACAGAGGGAUCAAACAAAUUGUGCAGGGGACGCUGCCCCUUGAGUCCUCCAAACCGGCUGCCCCACAUGGGAGGAUGUUCAUAGCUUUCCGGGCGAUCAAACCCAGUCUCAUCUUUGAGAGCUUCCAGCUCUUCAGUCAAUCGACGAGCGAGAGUAGUGAAACCGCUGCCAGUUCGGCUUCUAGGGGAGCGAGGGGUCUCGGGAUGAGCACUAACGCUGGGUUCGCGCGACAAGACUUCUUUAAGCUUUUCACUGGACGGCGUCCUGCUAGUUUCCUUGGGGGAGGGUUUGUAGAAAAGGUCACGGAACCGCUCAAGGUCAUCUGAGCCGCCGAAACCACGCGGGGAGUACUGAAGCGAAUCCACGUCAGACAAGACGUCAGGGGAGGCUCUCCGCGGAAUAUCAGGAACAGGGGACGCGAAGAUAGGGUACUGGCUGUCCGCAGAUGACGCAAGAGUGUGAUUUGAAAAAGGUUCCGAGAGUUGCGUAUGCCGCUGAGGGAGAGUAGGUCUUCCUGCCCCGGCUUUCGAAGACUUCAACUUUUCAUCCGGUAUGGUGAGCAGUUGAUGGGAUGUCCCAGUAGCAGUACCCAGACCCGCAUGAUUUCGCAGGAUCUCUAUCCGGUCAUCGUCCCAAUCCCGCGCGGCAGCGAAACCGUGACCUUCGCUGGUACCCAGCCCACUGUCUCCGCUGCCCGUCCUCCUCAACGCGUAACUCAGCACAUCUCCCAUCGCGAGCGCAUCACUGUUGGCUCGGCUUCUAGCAGCAUAUGCAUGUUUGAAACCGCCCUCAUCUUCAGGCGGGGGCACAGUGAUACUCGCCGACGGCGAGUUCCUGAUCUCUUCCGGCAAGAUUUCGCGCACCUGCCCCGAGGGCAAUUGCGCAUACAUCCUUGACUUUCCGCCUGACCCUUCGCUAUUUUCCCUAGAAUGGCCACCUGCCGGCUGAGAACUGGUCGAAGCGUAUGGGUGAGAAUACGGGUGUAGUAUGGCGUGGGGUGGAAGUCGAUGACGGACUGACACAUCGUUGAUAUCCGCCAUUGGGAGAGUGAUGGCGACCCGCGGUGUCGUUGGAUGGGGCCCAGCGUAAUCCGACUUGGGAGGAGUGGCGCGCAUAACUUCCGAAGGCGAGAUGUUGUGUGGGUUCGAAUACAUCGCAUAGGGAUGGGCAGGGAACCUGAUUGGCUCCUGCGCACUGAAAUCCUUCGAAUGGUCGUCGGAAGGCGGAGGAGACGAGAUAGCUAGACCGACAGCUUCUGCCGGCACACCCAGACCUGACGGCGUAGGCGAGGGUGCGGGGUGAUCUUGCCGCUCUCCUCCACUGGCAGUUAUAUCAAC
This is a messenger RNA of Gloeophyllum trabeum ATCC 11539, 6015 nucleotides long. RefSeq names its product condensin complex subunit SMC1. NCBI's taxonomy places the organism in Eukaryota, Fungi, Basidiomycota, Agaricomycetes, Gloeophyllales, Gloeophyllaceae. Bases 1 to 3747 code for a protein of 1248 amino acids. Gene Ontology annotation, biological process: sister chromatid cohesion. The record is from RefSeq and is a predicted model, not a curated record. Gene Ontology annotation, cellular component: nucleus; cohesin complex; chromosome. Gene Ontology annotation, molecular function: DNA binding; ATP binding; ATP hydrolysis activity. The transcript has 24 exons.